AUGGAACACUGGCGGGCCCAUGUUAACGAGAUUUUUACAGAACUGCGUCGAAAGACACAGAGGUCUUCUACGCCCACCGUGCCCAGGCCCUUCAUCACCAGAGGGGAGAUAAAGCGAAUAUGGGAGACAAAUGAUCGCAUCAGGAAGAUCAUCGGGGAGGACUCUCCUGCCGGCUUACACGCGGUGAUCAAAGACAAGCUUCUCGUGAUACUCUCGGUGCUUAUUGACAUCAAUGCAGUAGAGACUCUCCAGAACUUCCACCAGAAAUUGUUUGCCACGGACGAUCCUCUGCAGCCACUUUGUACUGAUGAAGAAAUGCCUCUGUCCCGGAAAAAAAUCAGUCAAUUCCUGCCAUUUCUCUCGGAAGUGGCGCUAUUCAAAGAGAAGCAGAAUAAAUUCUGCCCGGUCAUUAUCGCCUGUUCCGAACUUUUCUUGACCCCUAGCGAAGACCGUCCACUUCCGUUCCAAGGAUUGGUCGGACUGCUGGGGAGGGGUUCAUAUGGAUCGGUAUAUGCGGUGAAGAUAGCUGCUGAGUGCUUCAGAGACGAAAAAGGCAUGUUGUACAGCGAUCCCUUCCAGGUCGCCUGCAAAAAGCUGGAUGAACACGCCAACUUUGAGACAGAGAUGAGAAAUCUAUGCGUCUUACGCAACAGUCGCAGGUCACAGAGCCACAUUCUCCAGGCUUUCGCGAUGAUCAGUCAUGGAGAUAGCCGCUAUAUUCUCACGCCCUACGUCGAGUAUGGCGAUUUGUAUGGUUUUCUGAACGAAGGGCAGCUUGGAGACACCGAGAUCUAUGACUUUCGGAGUAGAUUUCCGCGGGUGUCGCUAGACAGAGGGGACCCGUCAGUUUUUGAGCCCCUUCUGCAACAGUGUCGACAUCUUGCAGAUGCAAUCAGGUGGCUGCAUGAAGAGGUCACUACAGAGACGGGAAAGAGGAUCUACUUUACACAUAUGGACCUCAAGCCAGACAACAUAUUGAUCGGACAUCAUCCGGGCUCAACGGUGGGCAAAUGGAUCAUAUCGGACUUUGGUAUAUCGGUGCCCCGAGAAUCACCGCCACAAGCGUCUGCUAUCAUGAGUCGCGAAUUUACUAUCUAUACGCAUCCGAAGAGAGCUAGGGGAACAUACCAAGCACCGGAGUUUAAAAGCCAUAGCGGCGUCGGUCGGAAAAGCGAUGUGUGGUCAUUUGCGUGUAUCCUAAGCAUGGUACUUGCGUGGGCCAUAGGGAGAAAGCAGGGCGUUCGCGACUUUGCAACUAAGCGAAAAAAGGGAGGCCUUCUGGACUUAUUCUACGAAGUCAUCAGUGGGUCUGAUAGAGAGCUACGGUAUAAAGUCAACACCUCGGUCAUCGAGUGGCUAAAUAACAUCGAGAACACCCCUCAGCCUCAUCGCAUCGCAGGAUGCUGGGCAGCAGCAAUCCAGGAACUUCUAAUCGUCGAACCCCAAGAAAGACCCGAUUCGACCCAAUUACUUAAGCGCAUGAACCACGUCUACGAGCACUGUGAUUAUUUGUCCUGUUCUCAACAGAAUGAGGUAUACGAGAAUUGCCGUUCGAUAUGUCCAGAGAUAGGCGGAUGGGUACCCUCGGUGGCCCCCGAUGCGGAUAUGCCACGAGCCCUUGGUCACCUCGCUCGAGUCAGGCCUAUUCUGAGGCUGUUGGAGCAGCUGUCGCCCUCCAGCAUACCACCUGAAGAGAUCACAGCUAUCGGAAGACACAUCGCGCGACGCGAGGCUAUGGUAGCAGUCUCCCGCACAACCUAUAAUGGCAAGGUCCCAGUGGUAUAUGUCGCAUGGGGACUCCUUCUUGCUUUUGACCUCGACCUAGAGAAAUGUUCGUCUAUACCUCGCGGUUUGUGGAGAAUCGCCGAGGCUGGUGACAGAGACUGGAAGGAGGGGGUCACAGUGGAAGGACCUUACUUCUGUGCGUGGGGUUACUGCAGUACGCGGCGACGGAUGCAGUGUGUACUCGGACACUUGGAUAGAAUUUCCGAGCGUGUUGACGCAUCAUCCGAUGCUCUACAACGGCUCAAGUUAGUGGCCAUGUCUGCUCGAGGAGCGGCGGCUUUUGUCCGCAGCAACGAUAUAAUUGUCCGUCCCACCUGGGACGAUCCAUCAAAUGAGAUUCGCUUGCGGUGCUCCGAGGAGGACAAGCAGAGGUUCAUGCAUGCUGUGUUUGACAAGUCAGGGAACCGCCUAUAUGCAUGGGCUCAGGGAACUUAUAUAGAUUCCCUCUAUCUCUGGAAGCGCACCGGAACUACCAGACUGGAGCAACUGUCGGUAACUCACUAUGAGCGGAGGGGAGCGCGAGUGCCCAUGGUCCCAGUUUACAAGCUGCAAGCGGGCUGUACGAUCAUGCCCUACGAAUUACAGCCGGGCUGCGUGUUUGUAGCAACUGACCGGCGGGAGUAUUUCUCCCUGGUUCUGCAAGGCCCCCCUGGAGAGACCUUCGAGGAGAAAAUGCGCAUUGUCUUUAAAAACACUCUAGAUAGUGUUAUGUGUGGAGACAACGUUUUGAUCUGCCUCGAGAAGAGCUAUAUCCAUUUCCGGCUUAAGGAGUGUCAGCUACGCCAGGGAGCAGACGCUGUCAUCGGUUCCAUAAGAGAGCUUUGCAAGCUUCAGUCUCAUUACGAAGAAUCUUCUGUGCUGCGAGCCUUCAUAACAAGGACUGGACAAGUCGCUGUGUUGUGCAAUGCUGAUAGCACGGUUGAGUUCGUGGAAUUUUCAGAAUGA
Messenger RNA from Aspergillus terreus NIH2624, 2730 nucleotides. Its product is annotated as protein kinase family protein. Gene Ontology annotation, molecular function: ATP binding; protein kinase activity. Gene Ontology annotation, biological process: protein phosphorylation. The transcript is spliced from 4 exons. NCBI's taxonomy places the organism in Eukaryota, Fungi, Ascomycota, Eurotiomycetes, Eurotiales, Aspergillaceae. The record is from RefSeq and is a predicted model, not a curated record. Bases 1 to 2730 code for a protein of 909 amino acids.